AGUACAACUGUGUUGUGUAGAAGGCCCCACUAACGAUAAAGUAGUAUCGCUUACAUUAUAGAUGUAUGUUUAUUCUAGAGAGAAUAUGUGUUUUGUACAAGUGCACCAGUCACCGUCUGAUUGAUUUAUUUCUUAUAUAGCAUAAUAUGUUGAGAUGUUACCAUGGUUACCAAGGGCAUCCAAACACAACAGGACUCGAGCAGUGAAGCAGCUUCUUUCGCCUCCACAUUGGUCUAAAGUCUUCAGAUUAAUUGAAAAUUGAGGCUCACUAGAAACAGUGACCAUGUACAAAGUGGAUUUGCCUGUAGAUCAGUCCAUUGAAAAGGCUGUGGAGAGGCGAAGGUCUGCAGCGACAGCUCGCAAGGCCAGAAUCUUCAACACCAGGCUACGUGUGAUGGGCCUCGACCUUGAUGCUCUGAACCAACAAGUCCAGGAGAAAAAUCAUAAGGAAAACAUGGAGAGACAACGACACAAAGCUUUCGAUAAGCUGAGAGAGUAUCAUGAUGACAUACUGCUGCAGCAAGACAUUGAUGAAAGAGAGAGGCGGGCAGCUUUGCACACCGACCUGGCCCAGUAUUGGACCAGUCAGCAGCGUGUGGAGGACUCUGAUGAUGCUGAUCUCAAGUGUGGCCUGAAGGGGGCAUUCAGGAUCACCAUUCCAGAGGGUGAACUGGGGCCUGCCAGCAUGCAGAUCUUUCAGGGAGAGGGUAUCAGAGAGGAGCAAACGAGGAGAGAACAAAUGAAACAGACAGAAAGAGAUCUGCGCGCGCAGAAGGAAGACAAUGCAAUAAGACACAUGGGAAACAAGCACAAAGAGAUGCUUGUGAGCAGAGAGCUGGUGCACCAGGACCUAAGGGGGGUUGAGCAAGCGGCUCAAGAGGAGGAGCGUAAGAAAGCUGCCCGCAUCGCAUACGACAACUACAAUCAAGCUCUGGCUGCAGAGCGGGCAGAGAAACUGAAGCAGCAGCACAGGAGAGAGGAAAGGGAGAACCUUGCAGAGAUGUGGCACACACUGACGUCUGACAUGAUGACAGAGUGUGCAGAAACAGCAAAGAGAGAGGUGGGAGGAGGGAAGCCACCCCAGUUUCUGACUGACAGGUGGAAGGGGAUGAGCCCCGAGCAGCUGAGCGCCAUCCGUGGGGAGAGAGAGGAACAGUGCCGUGAGAGACAGAGACAACAGGACACUAAGAGGAUUCAGGAUGCAGCGUGGGACCUUCAGCUCCUGAAGCUGUCCAGCGAAGCAGAGGAGAAGGAGACAAGGGCAGCAGAGCUGAGGAGACAGAGGAGGAUUCAGAUGGACCAGUACAACAUGCAGCUGGCCAGAGAGCAGCAGGCAUAUCAGGAGUACCUGAACAAGAAGCUAUACACCAACAAACCCACUAAGGACUACUUCUAUCAGUUCAACACCAGCUCCCGCUGACCAUCACACACCUUACACAGGCUUGUCCUCCUGUCACAAUGUGCUAAUAAAAUCUAUUGAUUGUUAUACUCGCACUCAAUGAGAAUUGAAUCCUAAUUAAUCAAUGCUUACUGCUUAAUCUUAAGUGACACAUAUUCAUUGAUUUUAUUGGCUGAUACUGGUGACA
This is a messenger RNA of Seriola dumerili (greater amberjack), 1586 nucleotides long. RefSeq names its product RIB43A domain with coiled-coils 1 (gene ribc1). The record is from RefSeq and is a predicted model, not a curated record. The coding region runs from base 284 to 1420 and encodes 378 amino acids. The transcript is spliced from 8 exons. Lineage: Eukaryota; Metazoa; Chordata; Actinopteri; Carangiformes; Carangidae.